Molecule: messenger RNA, 1128 nt
Organism: Aspergillus steynii IBT 23096
Lineage: Eukaryota; Fungi; Ascomycota; Eurotiomycetes; Eurotiales; Aspergillaceae
Exons: 4
Coding region: 1-1128 (375 amino acids)
Source: RefSeq, a predicted model, not a curated record
AUGCCUGAGAAUAUCCAAGAUGCUGCGUAUGCCAUCAUCCUCGUUUUCCCCAUCUUGAGCACGUUAGUGGUCGGCUUGCGAUGUUGGGCCCGAGGCCUGACUCGGCAGUUUGGCUGGGAUGACAGUCUCAUUGUUAUAGCCUGGCUGCUGGCAGUAGGUCAGACGGUGACAAUUUGGAUCUACACUAGAUUAACCUACCAAGGAUACCACAUCUAUGACAUUCCUCCCCAGUCCAUCGAGCAAAAGAUCACCGGCCAAAAGUACAAUCUCGCCAAUCAGCUGUUGUACAACCCUAUCUUGGCCAUUGUGAAGGCCUCUGUGAUUAUAUUCCUUUUUCGUCUCCAGGACCGUCGCCCUGUCGUGCGCUGGAAUCUAUGGGCCUUAACUGCUGUUAACCUGGCAUUGCUCAUCGCCAUCUUCGUGGCCGAUCUGUUCCAGUGCACUCCAUUGCGAUACGUCUAUGAAGCCCCGGCUAUGGAUCUGGCGGCACAGAGAGCCGCAGGGGCGGACAAGAACGGGAUGAAGGAUGGGGUGCCCAUCACAGGAGGGAAAUGCUUCAACCAGAUUGGCUUCUUCUUGGGGUCUGCGGGCCUGACGAUAGUCACAGAUAUCUGGCUGCUGGUGAUUCCUUGCAUCAUCGUUUGGCAGUUGCAGAUGAGCCGGCGAAAGAAACUGGCUAUUCUGGGCGUGCUUUGCUUAGGAGUCAUUGUAACUGCCCUAAGUAUCGCUCGCUUGGCCAUCUACGCGCAGCGAUUCCGGCCCGGUAACCCGGACCCGACGUACAACAUCGGACACACCGUAUCGGGAGUGGAGGUCAAUCUCGCCAUCGUGACGGCUUCGGCCACCGCGCUAAAUUCUUUGUUGACGCAUUUUGCCCCGGGUGUCUGGGGGUCCAGUGCCCAGUAUGCCGGCGCGUCAAACCCAGGCAGCGAAUGGCGCAGAAGGUCGACGACGGCGAGCGGUGUGCGGUCCGGUCGAGCUCGCGACACGUAUCCGCUGAAGAAUGGAUUCCGUCGGGAAAAGCAGGCGAGUGACAGUCAGGAAGAAAUCAUAGUGUACGAUGGGCGGUCCAAUGUCUCCCAUGUCAGUGCCAUUUCGUCCGGGCCACCAACUGCUGUCCAGAGGUGA